UCCAGGGCGCAGGACACCCCCCUCCAACCUGCUACCCACGCCGCCAGGGGCCUCGGGGAAGAAUGAACCCACCCGCAGGCGACGGCCCUCCCGGCCCCACGAGCCCCGCCGUGGGUGGGAAUGCCCCGAACGGCUCUGAGGACGAGUGCUCCGACAUGCAGGUGGCCUUCCUACCCUCGCUCUACGCGGCCACCUACACCGUGGUCUUCAUCCCGGGGCUGCUGGCCAACAGCACGGCCCUGUGGGUCCUGUGCCGCUUCGUCCGCCAGAAGAACAAGGCGGUCAUCUUCAUGGUCAACCUGUCGGUGGCCGACCUGGCCCACGUGCUGUCGCUGCCCCUGCGCAUCUACUACUACGUCAACCUCCACUGGCCUUUCCCGCCCUCGCUGUGCCUCUUUUGCUUCUACCUGAAAUACCUGAACAUGUACGCCAGCAUCUGCUUCCUGGCCUGCAUCAGCCUGCAGCGCUGCUUCUUCCUGGCGCGCCCGCUGGCCGCCCGCGGCUGGAGGCGCCGCUACGACGUGGCCAUCAGCGGCGCCGUCUGGGUGGCCGUGGGGGCCGCCUGCCUCCCCCUGCCCCUGCUGCGGGCCGCCCAGCCCGCCAAACCGGGCCUCCGCACCGCCGGGGCCUGCUUCUCCGACCUGGGGCUCCGGCCUCUGGGUCCGGCCGCGGCGGCCGGCCUGCUGACCGCAGCCGAGCUGGGCGGCUUCGUGCUGCCCGUGGCCGUCAUCACCGGCGGCACGUGGUGCGCGCGGCGCUGCCUGAGGGGGACCCCCGCGCCUGUCCCGCACGGCCCCGGUGACCCGCGCCGGGCGCUGCGGAUGCUCGCCCUGUGCGCCGCCGUGUUUGCCGUCUGCUUCACUCCGUACCACCUCAGCCUGCCCUUCUUCCUGCUGGCCAAGAGAGGCUUCUUCUCCGACUGCGCCGUUGUCCGCGUCGCGCUCACCCUCCACGCCACCUCGCUGGGCCUCGCUGGCCUCAACUGCUGGCUCGACCCCCUCGUCUACUACUUCUCCACCGCCCAGUUCCGCCGCCUGCUCUGGAGGCGACCCUCGACCCCUGGCCACUCCUGGAUGGCCGUCCCCCAGGCCCCGCCGUCCCGGACCCCCGACGGGCUCCACCUACCCAAACCAACUCCCGCUCCGCCUUAGUCCACACUUCCAAUUAAA
Molecule: messenger RNA, 1169 nt
Organism: Tachyglossus aculeatus (Australian echidna)
Lineage: Eukaryota; Metazoa; Chordata; Mammalia; Monotremata; Tachyglossidae
Product: putative P2Y purinoceptor 10
Exons: 2
Coding region: 63-1151 (362 amino acids)
Biological process (GO): phospholipase C-activating G protein-coupled receptor signaling pathway; positive regulation of Rho protein signal transduction
Cellular component (GO): membrane
Molecular function (GO): G protein-coupled receptor activity
Source: RefSeq, a predicted model, not a curated record